AUGCGUCUCAAGCAGGAGCUCUUCCACCGGCACAAGGAGGCCCAGCAGAGCUGCCGGCCGCACAACCUGCCGCUCCUGCGCGCCGCCCAGCAGCGCGAGAUGGAGGCUGUGGAGCAACGAAUUCGGGAGGAGCAGCGAAUGAUGGAUGAGAAGAUAGUCUUGGAAUUGGACCAAAAAGUCAUAGACCAACAGAGCACCCUGGAAAAGGCAGGGGUGUCCGGGUUCUACAUCACCACAAACCCUCAGGAGCUGACUUUACAGAUGAACUUACUGGAGCUGAUUCGGAAGUUACAGCAGAAAGAAGCCCAGGCAGAGAAGGCUUAUUCCUGAACAAGCAAAUCUGCUGUUUUCUUUCUAGAGUUUUCUUCUGCCUUGCCUCUAAAAAACCGACUAUUUGAUGCAUUUGCUCUGUGAUACGUAAGGAAAAGGCUACUAGCCAACAAGUGUAGGAUUAGCUGRGGCCUGUAGAUACCUUUAGCAAGUGGGGGAAGUGGAGCUGUGGAGCAGAGGGGGGUGUCAGAGGCAUCUUUUCCAGGCCUCGGAGCAAGAUGCUUAUUGCAAGUCCUGCUGCUGAAGAGUUCCUGCUUACCUUCGUGCAGACAGUUAAUCAGAAUUAGUAAUUCAUGGCCCUUCCUAAGCUGGUUCUUCAGGGAACAGCGUGGUCUCUUCCAGCCCCAGAGCACAGACUGGGGCAAUGUGCCCUGCAGGUGGGAGCUCCUUCACUUGGAGCUCAUCUCUGAGGCAAGAAGAUGACACAAGACAUUAAUUUGCUGCAUGUAGCCUGUGAUUCAGCAGGGGUUUAAGAAGCCAGGGGAGACAAGGCCAGACACCGAGUCAGGACACUCAGGCCAGUGCURUUCUGAUGGCCUGUGUGCAUAAGCGCAUCAAGCUGAAUUUGUGAACGCUGCUGUCUGCUACAAACUGCACCCUCCUCAUCUGAUUCAAGAAGUGAGCAUCUCUGAUAAGGACUGGAAGAGAAWAACAGCCCUAUCAGACAGGAAGUGAAGCGGAUUUGCCUUCCGAGGCAAGCUGAGCAGGGCAGUUUGACAAAUCUUCAAGUUUUAUCUCCAAGAAGAUGCUCGUGUAUGUGCUACGGCAGYGCUUGCCUCUUCCAACGGGCAGACCCUUCCCAGAGAGACCUCUCGGCAGGUAACAGCAUGGGCUUCUCCUCCGAGCCUUACUGGAGAAAUUCAGGCCUCUGUCCCACUUUUGCGACUAUGACAGUCAGGUUAUUUUUACCCGACCAGAGUAGCAGAGAA
Messenger RNA from Nothoprocta perdicaria, 1259 nucleotides. Its product is annotated as protein DGCR6. The coding region runs from base 1 to 330 and encodes 109 amino acids. Lineage: Eukaryota; Metazoa; Chordata; Aves; Tinamiformes; Tinamidae. The transcript has 4 exons. The record is from RefSeq and is a predicted model, not a curated record.